AUGAAUGUCACUGAAGAGCCAAGACAAAGGAGUGUACCAGCGGAGCCAAGACAAAGGAGUGCACCCGAGGAGCCAAGACAACGGAGCGCGCGCGAAGAGCCACGACGUUCAGAGAGUGGAGCAAGAGACCCUAUGUUAUCUGUGUUCCAAGAGAUAUUAGCACAUAUGCGAGAACAAUCGUCACGCCCAAGUGCAUCAGAGGCCCCGAGCUUCCUGAAGAUUGUGAAGAUCAUGAAAGAUUUGGGAACCGAUAAUUUUAGAGGAGGAUCAAACACGUUUGAAGCAGAUCAAUGGUUGCAAAACCUGGAGAAGAAUUUUGACGCAACCCGAUGCCAAGAAGACUACAAGAAAGACGUUGCAGUAUACUACUUGAAGGAUGAUGCUAGUGAUUGGUGGGCUAGUGUGAAGAGACACUAUGGUCAAACAAAUCCAACAUGGACGGAGUUUCGAAAGGAGUUUAAAGGAAAGUAUUUUCCACCGGAGGCUAGAGAUAGAUUAGAGAAUGAGUUCAUAAGCUUGGAACAAGGCGAGAAGAGCGUUCGAGAACUUGAAUCAAUCUUUACUCGACUACGGAAGUACGUGUACCGAGGACGAGAAGAUGAAGCAGUUAUGGCACGUCACUUUUUACAUGCGCUACGACCAGACAUCCAGGGUAGGCUCAUGUCUGUAACUUACCAACGAGUUGAUGAGUUGGCUGAGAGAGCUGUAAACAUGGAGGAGAACAUAGAAAUGGAGAAGGAAGCCAUCCGUCAAGACCAAGAGAAGAACAAGGCGAAGAUGAUGUCAAGUGAUGGCAAAAGUCGAAAGAGGAGUCAAUUCAACCAAGAAGGGCGUAGUCCAAAGCCAAAGAAAGGAGGAGUUGUGUGUUACUCAUGUGGAGAGUCGGGCCAUUAUUUUCGAGAGUGCUCAAAGGCAGAAAGGAGUUAUCGCCCAGUGCCAUCUCACAUCAUAUGUUAUAAUUGUGGCAGGGGUGGCCAUUACAAAGCAUCAUGUCCGAUGAACAAUGCCAUAGUAGCAGUGCCAGAAGCAAGAUAUCCCCCACUGACCAGUCCCGAAGAUGAGCAACCGGUGAAGCGGCAAGUAAGAGAGGAUCGCGUGUAUCCUUCCCCUUAG
This is a messenger RNA of Camelina sativa (false flax), 1113 nucleotides long. RefSeq lists its product as uncharacterized. Gene Ontology annotation, molecular function: nucleic acid binding; zinc ion binding. The record is from RefSeq and is a predicted model, not a curated record. NCBI's taxonomy places the organism in Eukaryota, Viridiplantae, Streptophyta, Magnoliopsida, Brassicales, Brassicaceae.